ACUUUACUUUACCCUUUUUUUAAUAUUUUUCAUUUUCCAUCUCAUUAUUUUCUUGGCUUAUCAAAGUCAACAACUUGCAAAUGGCAACUCACGACAAAACAAACCCAAAUGGACUGAAAUCUGACGGCCCAGAACCACCCUGUCCCCACACGUGCGAGCCGCAGGAUGUUUUUUUUUUGGGUUCACCUGCUCUUACCAUAAUCAUGAGAAGUAGAAUCAAAAGCAAGAGCCUUGGACGGACAGAGUUUGGAUUCUAAGAUUGUUUGUUUGAGUUAAACACGACAAACUCAUAUACGUGUGCAUUACAUUUCUUCCCUCUUCCUCCUCCUCUUCUUCUCUAUCUCCCUCUCUCUCUCUCUCUCUCUUACCUUCCGUUUUUUAGUUGGAUUCCUCGGCUUUUUAGAUUCCGUUUCAGGUUUUUCCCAAUUCCAAAGACUCAUCAUCGUCAUCCCUUUAUAGAUUCACUUGGGACUCGAAAGCUAUGUCUUCAUCUUCUCGUGUUCUUCCCACUCCCCUAGAAAACAAGUAUAUGAAACCCCCAGACUCUUGUCAUCUUUCACCUGCCAGUGAUCUGGCUGCAAAUUCUGUCUCGUCAAAUUCAAUAACAAGUGCUGGGAAGAUCAUCUCAUCACCCUCUGAAUAUCCUGAUGGCACCCCUUUUUCCUUUGCUUCACAGAAUGAUAGGCAAAAUGAAGAUCUCCCCUUUGUUUCUCAGACAUUGGGUGACAAUGUGUCUUCCGAAAUACACUCAACAACAUUCAUUUCUCACCCUCAUGAAAGCACAGAUAUUACCUGGGGACCAGAUCCAUUUCAGGAUAUUCUUGGCUUUCCCGAAAAUAUUUCUGCCCAGCAUGAUCAGGUGGUAGACAAUGCCUGUUACAUAAACGAUGAGAAUGUCAAAAGAACCGAUUUUGGCGAGUGGGUUGAUCAGUUAAUGUCAAUUGAUGAUUCUCUUCACCCAAACUGGAGUCAGCUUCUUGGUGAUGACAAUGCAGCAGAACCAAAACCAAAGGUUCCUCAGUUGCUGGAGAUACCAUCUGGAGAAGUUAAUGGCAAUUCAGCAGCAACCACACCACAGACUAAGACUAGAAUGCGUUGGACUCCAGAACUUCACGAGGCCUUUGUGGAAGCAGUCAAUCAGCUUGGUGGUAGUGAGAAGGCUACUCCAAAGGGUGUGUUGAAUCUGAUGAAAGUUGAUGGCCUUACCAUCUAUCAUGUAAAAAGCCACUUGCAGAAGUAUAGAACUGCCAGAUACAAACCAGAGCCAUCAGAAGGAACAUCAGAGAAAAAGACGACUCCAAUAGAAGAAAUGAAAUCUCUAGACUUAAAAACGAGUAAAGGGAUCACUGAAGCAUUACGAUUGCAGAUGGAUCUCCAGAAGCGACUUCACGAGCAACUUGAGAUUCAGAGAAAGUUACAAAUUCAAAUCGAAGACCAAGGGAAACGUCUUCAGAUGAUGUUUGAGAAACAACGAGAGAUGGGUGACAAGAAGGUUAAUGGCUCCUCCGGAGAGGUGGCAGCAGCUGCUGCAACCACCACCACCGCUAUCACCGCCACCCCAUCAAACACUGUGCUUCCUUCUUCUCCUCCAGUAGAAACCUCAAAUGAGGGAAACACUGUGCUUCCUUCUUCUCCUCCAGUAGAAACCUCAAAUGAGGGACGCGAGAAAAUGAUGCAUGGAGAGAAGAAUGGAAGCACAAAGCAAAAAACAAGUGAAGGUGAAGAUGAAGAUGAAAUUGCACCAGCUACAAAACGGGUGAAAAGUUCAUAACAGUUGGAUUGUGUAAUGGUUGUAGGAUGAUAUUUGGGAUGUAAUUCAUUGCCUAGAAUUGUUAAAUAUUCUUGGACUUGUUUGGAAUCCAUGGAAGUUGUAGAAAUAUUUUUGGAAGUUUCAACGUGCUUAUCGUCUUCUUUUUCCUUCUAAAA
This is a messenger RNA of Vigna radiata var. radiata (mung bean), 1926 nucleotides long. Its product is annotated as protein PHR1-LIKE 1. The transcript has 8 exons. Bases 482 to 1771 code for a protein of 429 amino acids. Gene Ontology annotation, molecular function: DNA binding; DNA-binding transcription factor activity. The record is from RefSeq and is a predicted model, not a curated record. NCBI's taxonomy places the organism in Eukaryota, Viridiplantae, Streptophyta, Magnoliopsida, Fabales, Fabaceae.